Molecule: messenger RNA, 957 nt
Organism: Scaptodrosophila lebanonensis
Lineage: Eukaryota; Metazoa; Arthropoda; Insecta; Diptera; Drosophilidae
Product: farnesol dehydrogenase-like
Exons: 2
Coding region: 1-840 (279 amino acids)
Source: RefSeq, a predicted model, not a curated record
AUGGAGCGUUGGCGCGAUCGGGUGGCGAUAGUAACGGGUGCCAGUGCCGGCAUCGGCUGGGCGAUAGCGAGAGCCCUCAUCGAGGCCGAUCUGUAUGUGGUGGGCUUGGCGCGUCGCCAUGAGCGGAUGUUGGAGCUGCGAGACUCGCAACUGGGCAGUGAGGAGCAGCGAAAACGCUUUACAGCGAUCGCCUGCGAUCUCAGCGACUUGGACUCCAUACGAGCCGCCUUCGAGCAGGUGGAAAGAUUGCCCUGCAGCCGAGACGGCGUCCACGUGCUGAUCAACAAUGCGGGCAUGGCCAGCUACUCACGUCUGCUGGACGAAGGCAAUGAAAAGGCGCUGCAACGCACCAUGGACGUCAACCUGAUGGGGUCGGUGCAUUGUGCCAAGCAGACGUAUCGUCUGAUGCAGCCGGCCUUGGCUGCUGGACAGGCGUGUCAUGUCAUUAAUGUGUGCAGCCUGCUGGGGCACAGGAUUCCCCCCCACAUACCUGGCUGUGGCUUCAACCUCUAUCCAGUGGCAAAGCAUGCAUUGCGGGCCCUCAACGAGGUGCUGCGUCGAGAGUUCCAGCCCCAUAAACUGCUUUUGCGUCUGUCGAACAUUAGUCCCGGCUUAACGCACACGGAGUUCAGCGAGGCAGCAUCCAGGAAUAGCGAAUCUACGGCAGAGGCUACACCGUCCACCAAACAAACAACUUCGACUUCUGUAUCUGUGCCAGAGUUCGGAGGAGCUUGGCUGCAACCGGAGGAUGUGGCGCGAGGCGUGCUCUUCAUACUCGGCUCCCCCCAGCAUGUCAGCGUCGCAGAAUUGCUGAUGGUACCCACGUGCGAGGAGUACUGAGAACAGGAUGACUAAUUCUAAAUAGCAUAAGUGAUGGUGUCUGGGACUUCAGAUAUUCAGAUAUUUGCUUGGUUGUGCACACAGUAGUUUUAAAAUAAAAUUUUGAAUAUACCUUCA